This is a messenger RNA of Cyprinus carpio (common carp), 3652 nucleotides long. It is a transcript of the gene rundc1, whose product is annotated as RUN domain-containing protein 1-like. The record is from RefSeq and is a predicted model, not a curated record. The transcript has 6 exons. NCBI's taxonomy places the organism in Eukaryota, Metazoa, Chordata, Actinopteri, Cypriniformes, Cyprinidae. Bases 306 to 2051 code for a protein of 581 amino acids.
UCUGACGUCAUGACGCACUGACGUAAACAUCCUGCCCACGCAUUCGUUGAUACAUAGAACAUAUUGAUAGAACGGCACGUUCGUUGGAACUCUGGUGCGUUGGUUCCAUAUUAUCUCAAGAUCUCAGUCGUUUCGAUUACGUUGCAAUGUUUUCUGAAAACGUAAGCGUUACACUGCGCUGCACCUGCUAAAGCAGCAGCUGCGUUUACUCUGAAUUCACGUUAAACAGUUGCUCACCAAUUAAGUUGGUCGAGGUUGUUUUCGGUUAAAGGACAGCCAGGCUGUCUGCCUCAACUAUCAACCACAUGUCGACGGAGGAUCUGUCCACAUCCGACAGCGAGGCUGCCUUCGCGGGAGCCGGGGAGCGCUGGGCGCCCGUGGGAGCCGUGGCCAACCCGGAGGAUGAGCAGUGGAAGCGGGGCACGCAGGCUGGCUCUGUGUCGUCCAGCGAUGCAGAACUGGUAUCCAGGCUGAGGAAGCUGGAGGAUGAGCAGGAGCAGCUGAACUCGUCGCUCCUCGCGUUAACGUCUCACUUCGCUCAAGUGCAGUUUCGGCUGAAACAGAUCGUGCACGCGCAGAGCGACGAGAAAGAGAGGAUGCUGCUGGAGCUGGAGGAGUUUGCCUUCAAAGGAUGCCCUCAUGUCAUAGGCUGCAGGGCACAGGACGCUCAGAUGCUGGAAAACGCUGAUGAAUUGAGUGAAAGAGAGAAGAGGGAACGCUUGGAGGCUCAGAGAAACAAGCAGAAGGAGCUGAUUUUCCAGCUGAAGACUCAACUUGAUGACCUGGAACGCUUCGCCUACCAGGAGGGCAGCUAUGACUCACUGCCUCAGUCUGUGGUCAUGGAGAGACAGAGGGUGAUCAUUGAUGAGCUGAUUAAGAAGCUGGAUGUGAAUCUGAAUGAAGACAUUGGGAACCUCACUCCAGAGGAGCUGCGACAGAGAGUGGACGCCGCUAUAGCUCAGAUAGUCAAUCCGGCUCGAGUCAAAGAGCAGCUGGUUGAGCAGCUCAAGACCCAAAUCAGAGACCUGGAGAUGUUCAUUAACUUCAUACAGGGUGAGGAGGUCUGCUUAUGGGUCAAUGCUGUGAUGCUCAGUUUUGUCAUAUUUAGUCAUAUACAUAGAGUUUUAAGAGCCAACAGGCCCUCUGUUAACACUGGAGCCACUGGAGGGAUGAAGCUGGUGGAUCCCGAACAGGCCCAGAGGAUGCGAGAAACCGGGCUUCAGCUGAUCCAGAGAGCCUUAGCGGUGCUGCAGAUCUUUGCUCUGAGUCAGUUUGGAUGCGCUGCGGGUCACGUGCCCCAGAGCGUGUGGUCUCAGUGUGGCGAGGCUCAAGAUUAUGGCCCCCUGCUGCAGAAACUCGAAGGAGCCGUGGAGCAUGUACGUCUGCAAGCCUCCCGCCAGCAGCCCAGCUCUCAAGACGAACACGUGGUCAGCUACUCUGCCUGCCUGACGCCUGGAGGACCUCGGGACCAACUCACCGCUUCUGUGCGUAAAGAACUGGCCUUGGCGCUGCGGGACCUGCUGGCCCACGGACUGUACGCUCCUUCUCAAGGCAUGAGCCUGGUCCUCGCCCCCAUUUCCUGCCUGCUGCCCUUCAGCUCUUCUCCCCAAACCCUGCAUCCCUGGGAACUUUUCAUCAAGUACUAUCAUUCCAAAAACGGCCAGGCGUUUGUGGAAUCGCCCGCCCGCCAGCUCUCUCAGUCCUUCAGUUUGCCUGUAGGGGGCGGUCCUGUGACGGUCACGCCCAAGCAGUCUCUGUUAUGGGCCAUCCAUACGGUUCUUAAAGAGCAUGGGCGAUUCAAGCGCAGCGCAGACUCUGAGUUUAAGGCCUUGGUGUGCAUGGCGCUCAAUGAGCAGAGGCUUGUGUCUUGGCUCAACCUUCUGUGUAAGUCUGGGACGCUCAUCCACUCACACUACCAGCCCUGGAGCUACAUGGCCCAGACGGCCUUCGAAGGUGCCCUGCGUAUCUUGGGCCGCCUCAGCCAUCUCAAGUUCAGCCUUCCUGUAGAUUUGGCUGUCAGGCAGCUUAAAAAUAUCAAAGAUGCUUUCUAAGCAAAAGAAAUAAAUGGGAAUUUUGAUGGGUGGAGGAAAAAGGGGACCCAACCCUUAUAAUCUUAGAAAUUAUUAACAAAUCACACUAUUUACACUAAUAUAAAUAACACUAACAACAUUAUAUAUAACAUGAAUUUCAAUCAAUUUAAAAGAUGCUCCCAGAGCAACAAGUACACUGGAAUUAAAAAUUGGAAAUGAAGCAACUCAUGCACUUUCUUGAGACUCUGUUGGGUCUGUUGCUCUUGUCUCUAAACUGAAGAGGAUUAUGAUGAAGGCAGGUUUUAAUAUGCUGCACUGGUCACAACACAAAGGAAAUGUGCUCAGUUUAGUGACCCUGAGCAUGUAACUGCCUCUACAUAACCUUUGAGAGGAUUUGUUAUGUUAAGCUUUUACCAAAAUCAACCACUAUGUAAAAAAAUUAGUUAUUACUUGAAAUCUUUUCCAGGGCCAUUGCAAAUGUUUGAGAUGCACUACAGUAUCUAUAUAACAUAUUCUAUACACACACACACACACACACACACACACACAGACAGUUACAAAAUAGUGACUAGUGACUUAAUGGUUUAAUUACUUUUUUGUUCUAAAUCAUAAUCAUAAGAUGUUUUAAUUAAAGAUUGGAUACCAUUUGGAUUAUUAAGGGUCAUUGCAUUUCAAACAGCGGCAUAGCGCAUAUCAUUGGUUUAUUGCUAGUGCUACUCUGUGUUCGUAUCGCUUUCUGAGGAGACCAUGCAUGCUGGUGAGACCUCUCUUAGGUCAAGCAACACUCUCAGGUCAUUCUGAACAAACAACGAGAUGUUCAGUGGUGUUUGUAAAUCAAAUAACUCCUUUCCACAGCCUGGCCCUUCCGGCCAGGUGACACCUUUAAAAAUGAUUGUAGAAAACUGCAUCUUGUGGUGGUGCUACCGGAGGAGAUGCACAGCAAGUGAACUGAAUGAAAUGAGGUCAUUUGCUGAAUAUGAGUCUGAUAUGCUGUGCAUUGGAACUGACUGAAUUAUGUAUGGGCUGUUUUGUGAUGCCAGCGUUCAGAGGCUCUGCUUGAAUACCUGCUGUGUCUGUGUUUGGUCAAUCCUUGUUUACUGCUCUGAAUUAUUGAAUGUACAAUCCUUGGAAUUGUAUCCUGCUACUGUACCCGAUCUGAUUCCAGAUUCCUUAAACCACUCUGAAUACUGAUUUACUGAAACCUUCAUCAAGUAAGAAGGGGCUGUUUGUUACCCCACGUCAUGGAAAUUGAUCCUGUAUUCAGUGUAUUUCUCUGCACCAUUAGAAUAUGGAGGAAUGGUUGUGAUGCAUUUAUGAGGGCUGCUCAGUUAGUCUCACUCACACCCUGCUUUACUUCUUUUUUAUAGUAAUAUAUCAGCCUGAAUUCAUGCUUGGCCUAUUUUGAUGUCCAUGUUUGUUUUGUCCUGUCAAAUCUAUUUAAGAAAUUAUUAUUGUCUUUGUACCUCUUCUUAGAAAGAAAUAGACUAUCAAUUAUUUCAAUAGUGAUUUCAAAUCAGUGUCAAUUACAUUCCCUUUUCUAAAAUUUGUGCCAUCAUUUUUGGAUGUAGUGAUGGUCUCUUUUCGUUGAUUUCAUGGAUUAAAUGUUCUGAAUGCUCUAUGAA